AUGACGCAAAUGAAAACAGCGGGCCGAAGACGCAGAGUGAUGACGAAUGCGGAAGUUAAAGGGGAACGCCCGAAAAAAAAAAAAGGCGCCGAAAUUCGAAAUAUAAGGAAGAAGAUGGAGAUGAUGAAAUUAGACCACUUGAGAAAGGCUGAUAUCGCCGAAACGCGUUGUG
Molecule: messenger RNA, 172 nt
Organism: Pelobates cultripes (western spadefoot toad)
Lineage: Eukaryota; Metazoa; Chordata; Amphibia; Anura; Pelobatidae
Source: the annotation of a GenBank genome assembly